Chiloscyllium plagiosum (whitespotted bambooshark) is the source of this 1463-nucleotide messenger RNA. The record is from RefSeq and is a predicted model, not a curated record. Lineage: Eukaryota; Metazoa; Chordata; Chondrichthyes; Orectolobiformes; Hemiscylliidae.
AUGUUUUUUCUUCCCCCCAGGUUUCUGGCCUUUCCAGGUGGUUGGGGAAUCAGUUAGUGCCCCUCCAGACCAUUCCCCCAUGGGCCAUUGUGAUGAUCUUGUGUCUGAUAGUUGCUAUCUUCACAGAGUGCACCAGCAAUGUUGCUACAGCUACCCUCUUCCUCCCUGUCCUGGCUUCAAUGGCCACCACCAUCCGGAUGAAUCCUCUGUACGUGAUGAUCCCGACCACUUUAAGCACUUCCUUUGCCUUCAUGUUGCCUGUUGCUACACCCUCCAAUGCCAUAGUGUUCUCCUACGGUCACCUCAGGGUCUUCGAUAUGGUCAAGGCUGGGCUCGUGCUGAACAUCAUCGGAGUGGCUAGUGUCACUCUCGCCAUCAACACCUGGGGUCGACUCAUGUUCAAUCUGGACAGCUUCCCCGACUGGGCUAAUGUCACCCAGAGAGAGUGAGACCGGGAGCAUUUUUAUUCCAACAAGUGGGAGCCGGAGGGUAUUGAAGUGGGAAAUGGGGAGAGAGGAGCAUUAGACGCUGUGACUUACACACAGUGAAUCCUAGAGAGAUGUGACUGGGCCAAGUAUGAUGUAUGGGGCAUAGAUCACUUGACUGAGCGGAAUUAUAAGUGUGUUGAUUAAAAGCCUGAAUUAUCUCCAAUAGCUGUAGCCUUUAGUUGGGUUCCUUGGUUUCCAAUUCUUCCACAGCCUUGUCCCUCCAUCACUCUGUAACGUUGUCUAGCCCCACUAACCGUCCAAGAUCUCUGCACUGUGCACUUUUGGCCCCUUGGUCACUGACGUUACUGACUCCAUUGCCUGUAGCCAUUCCAUCAGCUGCUUGGGCUCUGAGCUCUGACAUACCCUCCCUCAGCCUUCCCGCAUUUUUUGCAAACUCUGUUACCCCCCUCCCCACCCCAACCCACUGAAAAGAUGCCUCUUUGUCCGAACUACUGGUCUCCAAGCUCAUUAUAGCUGUGUGUGAGUAUUUGCCGAACAAUACGCCUGUGAAUUGUGUGGAAUGUUUUACUAUCUCGAAGGCGUUAUACAAAUGCAAGUUGUGUUUACUCAGUUGUGGAUGAAACUGAAUGAGGUGACCAGUCGGGGUACCUGGGUCGGGGUACCUGGGUCGGGGUAUCUGGGUCGGGGUACCUGGUCGGGGUAUCUGGGUCGGGGUACCCUGGGUCGGGGUACCUGGGUCGGGGUAUCUGGGUCGGGGUAUCUGGGUCUGUCACCUGUAUCAGCCUGGAAUUGAGAAUUGUUCCUCACUGUUUGUCCCGCUCAGUUCAACAAAACAGAAAAGAUUAUCAAAUCCAGUGAAAAUACAAGAGGGUGUCAGUGUCACAUUCUGUCUAAUGUUUGUUUUGUGUUCAAUCAGUACAUUCUUUUAGAGCCUGUCUCCUCCAUUUCUCCUGUUUUAGAUCAAAACCUUUUCAAUAAAGUGGCCUUUGAAAAUCAGCCAAUGUUAAUCCUGAA